Molecule: messenger RNA, 2385 nt
Organism: Conger conger (European conger)
Lineage: Eukaryota; Metazoa; Chordata; Actinopteri; Anguilliformes; Congridae
Gene: homeza
Product: homeobox and leucine zipper encoding a
Biological process (GO): regulation of transcription by RNA polymerase II
Cellular component (GO): nucleus
Molecular function (GO): DNA-binding transcription factor activity, RNA polymerase II-specific; DNA binding
Source: RefSeq, a predicted model, not a curated record
GAUAGGGGCCUAGUUUUUUCCCGAGUUUCCUUAUCCUCAGCCUAGCCUCGAUUUGGCCGGACAGGGGAAAACACUUUGGGAUUUCCAGAACAAAAGCAAGCCACACGAACGGACGACCGACGCAAGCAACACCAAAGAAACGCCAUUGGGGUUUGUGCUGAACCACACUGCCUCCUGCUGGGGAAGGGGGGGAACUACAACCCCGGACAGACGGACAGAGAGGGGGAGAGCGGUGACCUCCGCUACAUAAAGGGCAAAGGGACCCCAGACCCCGCCCCCUUCCCAGUUUUCCUCUUUGCGCAACGAGGACCGAAACCGAAGAGCCUCAGCUGGGAACGCUCUGGAGAAAAGGGAGUGAAGGGUGGAGGGGAGAUGAGUGUCAUGGCGACGCGCGCGGAGUGUGAGCGCAGGAUGGAGGCGUGGCAGCGGCCCGGCGGGGGGGAGGGGGGCAACGCCACGCCCCGCUCGUACCGGGGCUCCCACCCCAACGCCAGCGGGCGCCCGGCCCCGCCCUCCGAGCACGCGGCGCCGGCCGACAGCGAGGGGGCGGGGCCCCACGGCGCGGCGGCCAGCUUCAGCACCAAUCACAACGCGGUGGUGUGCCUGCCGCUGGUGUCGGAGGGCCUGAAGCUGGUGUGGACGCAGUCGGACCAGACCCGCGAGCUGGACGGCGUGCCCGAGCUGGCCCAGGCCUUCAACCUGUUCCCCUACCCCGCCUCGCGCGAGCUGGCCCUGCUGGCCCGCGCCUGCGCCCUGCCGCUGGACAAGGUGAAGGUGUGGUUCAUGGUGCAGCGCAUCAAGUACGGCAUCAGCUGGGCCUCCGAGGAGAUCGAGGAGACGCGCCGCAAGCUGGCCGGGCCGGAGCGCCUGGGCACGGCGGGGGAGGAGGGGGAGGGGGAGGAGGCGCAGGAGGCGCAGGACGUGGGCGAGGCCACGCACCCCAAACGGGCCAAAUACGAGCCCCCGGCCCGGCCCCACUUCCGCUCGUCCCUCCCCCCGCCGCAGGACUCCUACUACUACCGGCCCCCGGAGGGGCCCCCCCCAGCGCCCCCGGCCCCCCCCGCGGCCCCGGGGCCCCCCACGCCCCCGGGCCGGGCCGGCCGCUACAAGAAGUCGAAGGCGCAGCUGGCGCUGCUGCGGAGCAGCUUCCUGCGGGAGAACUGGCCGGCCGAGGCGGAGCUGCGGCGGCUGCAGGGCGAGACGGGCCUGAGCCGCAACGACAUCCGCAAGUGGUUCAGCGACAGCCGGUACCAGCUCCGGCACGGCCGCGGGGCCGGCCCGCCCGCCCGCAAGGCCACGCCCCCCCCCCCCGCCCAGCAGCUGCACCCGCUCCCCCUGCUCGCCCGCCAGCCGCCCGCCGGGGGCGGGGCCAAGGCCGGGGGCGGGGCCCGCGGGAGGGUCGCCCGGAGCAACGGGGCCGGGGGCGGUGGUGGGGACGCCGGCUUCUUCGAGAACUUCCUCUCCAGCAGCCUGCAGGCGGUGACGCAGGAGGUCAGGGCGGCGAUGGACGUGGAGGCGGAGGAAGAGGAGGAGGAGGAGGAGGAGGAGGAAGAAGAGGAGGUGGAGGGCGAGGGCGAAGAGGAGGUUUUGUCACUGGAGCACUUGGCGGCGAUGGAGAUGAAGGAGGAGGAGGAAGAGGAGGAGAGCGAGGAAGAGCAACCCCUCCAGCUCAUCGGGAACCGCGAAGACCCGGAGGUCAACCCGCCCACCACGGCGUCGACCACGUCGUCCUCAUCAUCCUCUUCCUCCCCCACCCCGUCCGUCCCCAACAAGCGUGCCGUCGCCGGGGGGAACCGGCCCACCAAACCCGCCCCCUCCGGCACCACCACCACCACCACCACCACCACCACCACCACCCCUUCCUCCUCCUCCUCCUCCUCGUCCUCCUCGCCGGGGCUGACGCCGGCGGGCCGGCCGCGGAAGACGAAGGCCCAGCUGGACGUGCUGAAGCAGCACUUCCUGCGCUGCCAGUGGCCGCGCAGCGAGGACUACUCGCGGCUGGUGGAGCUGACGGCGCUGCCGCGCGCCGACGUCAUCCAGUGGUUCGGCGACACGCGCUACGCGGUGAAGAACGGGCAGCUGCGCUGGGUGCGCGGCGUGCGGGACGGCUUCAUGGCGGCGCUGGCCGCCCAGCGGGGCGCCGGGGCCCGCAAGCGCAGGUCCCAGGAGGGCGGGGCCGCGGGGGGGGGGCCCGCGGGCGCGGGGGACGCGGCGGUGCCGGACCCCGGGCCCCUGGAGGCGUACCGCCGGCAGACGGGGCCCCUGCAGGAGAAGGACCUGGACGGGCUUUGCCGCCGGUCGCGCAUGAGCUACCAGCAGGUGCGCGAUUGGUUCGCCGCGCAGGAGGGCGGGGCCUCCGAUGGCGAGCUGAACGUCACUGACUGA